CAGCAUUCCAGGGAGGGCCUGCUGACCUGAAGGGAUCCUCUGGCCUCUGUCUAAGUCACUCUGUCCCAGGUCAAAAGACCAGAGAAGACACUGGCACUGGGACCCACUGCUGGCAAAUAGCCGCCCUCUAAGGAGGAGUCUGCUGACGGCGAGGGCCAUGGACUUCAUCACCUCUGUGGCCAUCCUGCCCCUGCUCUUUGGUUGCCUGGGGGUCUUCAGCCUCGUCCAGCUGCUGCAGCGCAUGUGCAUGAAGGCCUACCUCCGGGACGCCGUCGUGGUGGUCACAGGCUCUACCUCCGGGCUGGGGCGAGAAUGUGCCAAAGUCUUCUAUGCAGCUGGUGCUAAGCUGGUGCUCUGUGGCCGGAACAGAGAAGCCCUAGAAGAGCUCUCUAAAGAACUUGCUGCUUCUCAGGCCACCAAGGUGCAGACACACAAGCCUUACAUGGUGACCUUCGACCUCACAGACUCUGGGUCCAUAGUUGCAGCAACAGCCGAGAUCCUGCAGUGCUUUGGCUGCGUGGAUGUGCUCAUCAACAAUGCUGGGGUCAGCUACCGGGGUGCCAUUGUGGACACCACCACGGAGGUGGACAAGAGAGUCAUGGAGACAAACUACUUUGGCCCAGUUGCUCUCACGAAAGCUCUCCUGCCCUCCAUGAUCAAAAGGCGGCAAGGCCACAUUGUGGCCAUCAGCAGCAUCCAGGGCAAGAUCAGCAUUCCUUUCCGGUCAGCGUAUGCAGCCUCCAAGCAUGCUACCCAAGCGUUCUUUGACUGCCUGCGUGCCGAGAUGGAACAGUACGAGAUCAAGGUGACUGUCAUCAGCCCCAGCUACAUUCAGACAAGCCUCUCUCUAAAUGCCAUCACUGCUGACGGGUCCAAAUAUGGAGUUAUGGACAAGACCACAGCCCAGGGCCGAAGCCCUGUGGAAGUGGCCCAAGAUGUCCUGGCUGCUGUGGGGAGGAAGAAGAAAGACGUGAUCCUGGCUGACCUGGCACCUUCCUUGGCCGUCUAUCUGCGGACACUGGCUCCUGGGCUCUUCUUCAGCCUCAUGGCCUCCCGGGCCAGGAAGGAGCGGAGACCUAAGAACUCCUAGUGCUUUGUUGAGCCCGGGUGGGAAAGCAGUGCCUGCCUGGGUGUGGCUGCUCUAUAGGGGAUGGUUGCCUUUGUGGGAGCUUUAUAGUUAUUUGCUGCAUGGGUGGGAAGGAUGGAAGACAGUCUUGCAGAUCCCUGGCUAGGCCCCUGCUGGCAGAGAACAGGAACCACAAAAGGCAGCAACUUCCCAGGGGUGUGGGGUAACCCUUAAGGAGUUGAUGUGGAACUGGGUUUACACUCUAAGGAUAUGAAAUAAAUGAAUGAAUGGUGAAA
Manis pentadactyla (Chinese pangolin) is the source of this 1362-nucleotide messenger RNA. It is a transcript of the gene DHRS7B, whose product is annotated as dehydrogenase/reductase 7B. Gene Ontology annotation, cellular component: membrane. The record is from RefSeq and is a predicted model, not a curated record. The transcript has 7 exons. The coding region runs from base 158 to 1090 and encodes 310 amino acids. NCBI's taxonomy places the organism in Eukaryota, Metazoa, Chordata, Mammalia, Pholidota, Manidae. Gene Ontology annotation, molecular function: oxidoreductase activity.